UAUCUUGUUUGCCAUGUUCCUCAUAACAUAUUUUAAGUCAUGAUAUUUAGUCAUGUUUGCUCUUUUUUUGUGUGUGUCAACAGCAGCUACCUAUACCCCAAAGGCUCUUUUAAGAGCCCUUUCACAGAGCAUCUUUGGCUUUUUCAGCUAAAUAAACUGUUUUAAGUGCCCCUUACAGAACAUCAUUGGCAUUAAGACGCCAACGUUUUCCCACUGAAGACGACAAAGGGCCUAGGCCUUGUUUUAGAAUAAUGGAUUCAAAAUCUAAAAGGCAGCGAUACACAAGGCAGUGGAAAUAUGCACGAAGAUCAUUGGAUGAAAGUCCUGUGGAGGAGGAACGAUUAGAUCAUCUAUUAGCACCUCAAGAAGGAUAUGCUGAAAGAAUGGACAUUGAUGAUGACUUCUCUAGUUCUGUUGGUACUGUUGAUGUUGGUUUCAGUGGGGAGAGUUGCAGUUCUGGACAUGAGAGUGUGAACAAUGCGCUUAGUGAGGAAAGCUGCACUGCAGGAACUGAGAGUGAAAAUGAAACAGCCUCAACUUCACUCCCAACAUUUCUGUAAGAAUGGGCAAUAAAGCACAACAUCACGCAUAAUGCUUUAGAUGAUCUCCUGAGAGGACUUAAAAGAAAAGGACACCCAGAGCUCCCAUCCACAGCAAGGACAUUGCUGAAAACUCCAAGGACUGUUAUAUCAGCACAAAAGUCAGGAAUGGAGUGUGUUCAUUUUAAUUUAAGAGAGAGCCUUAGUGAGCAAUUAAAACGUUAUCCGACAGAGAUGAUUGAAAGAGUGAGUACACUGGAGCUAUCAUUUAAUAUUGAUGGCCUACCUAUUUUUAAAAGCAGCAGGUCACAUCUUUGGCCCAUCCUCUGUGCUUUUCACCUAAACCCCAUCAGUGUUUUUCCUGUCACACUGACACUUGGACCCACCAAACUAAAAGAUCUGGAUUUUGCUGAGGAAGCCAUAAAUGACAUCCAAGAGCUCCUCGACAAUGGUCUGGAUGGAAAAAAGAUUAGGAUCAGAUGCUUUGUGUGUGAUGCACCAGCAAGAGCAAUGGUGAAGAAGAUUAAGCAGUAUUCCGGGUAUUUUGGUUGUGACAAAUGCACUCAGAAAGGCACAUGGGUCUCUGGGCAAGUAACUUACCCAGAGGUAGACAAUUUCACUCUGCGCACCAAUGAAGCAUUUCGUGCUGAAAUGACCAUACGUCAGGAGAAUGAGACUGCACCAGUGUCUCCCUUUUUGAGGCUCCCAUUGGAUAUGAUACAGCAAUUUCCAAUUGACUACAUGCACCAAGCCUGCCUGGGUGUUAUGAAGAAGCUAAUCACAGAGUGGGUUAGAGGAGACAGAAAAGUAAGACUGUCUGCGGGGCAAAUAAAUGAGGUGACGCAAAGGCUGCUGUCACUCAGAAAUGCCAUUCCAAACUGUUUUGCCCGAAAACCUCGGAAUCUAGAGGACAUUGAUAGGUGGAAGGCAACAGAACUGCGCCAGUUUGCUGUUUAUACAGGCAAGAUUGUGCUGAAGUGCAUUUUGAGUGACCAACUUUAUGACCAUUUCAUGGCAUUUAGUGUUGCCUUGAGUCUUCUGCUUUGUCCAACAUUGGCAAGGGAACACAACAGAUACAGCAAAGAGCUAAUGCAAUAUUUCAUUGAGAAAACAAAAGAAUUGUAUGGAGACCACUUUCUGGUGUACAAUAUUCAUUCAAUGGUACAUCUAUCAGAAGAGGCAAUGGCUUUUGGCAGCCUUGAUGCAUGCAGUGCAUUCAUAUUCGAUAAUUAUCUCGCUAAGCUAAAACGGCUUGUAAGGUCUGGAAGGAAGCCACUUGUUCAAUUGGUCAAACGUCUCACAGAGAUGUCCACUUCUCCUCUCUCUGUGGUGGCCUCCAAGUCGAAAACCAAAAGGCCCAACAAUGCAUUUACUCUUGCUGAAGGAAAGUGCUGA
Triplophysa rosa is the source of this 1934-nucleotide messenger RNA. RefSeq lists its product as uncharacterized. The record is from RefSeq and is a predicted model, not a curated record. Bases 708 to 1934 code for a protein of 408 amino acids. The transcript is spliced from 4 exons. Lineage: Eukaryota; Metazoa; Chordata; Actinopteri; Cypriniformes; Nemacheilidae.